AUGGCCUCCGUUCAGUUCCCCGCUCGACAGCGCUUGAUAUGUGCUUCAAAUGGAGCAACAUGUGAUGGAGGAUUACCUGUUUGCUCUUCAUGUCUCUCGUUAAAAGAGGCUUGUAAGAAACCAGAAAUUAGAAUCGAGGUGCCAUGGCAGAAAUCUCCUACCUAUCAAUCUUGCGAGGUCCCGUCUCAUGAUCUCAAGCAUAACGACGCAGUCUUCACGGAAGAUUUCGUCAAUGCACAACAUGGGGAGUUUAUAAAUGGCAUUACGCAAGUUUAUGAAACUCUUCGUUGCAUGAAAUGUAUUGAAGAAUCAGAAAUCGGGCGGCCUCCUCAUCAAAACCUUCCCAAGGAGGAGCUCGUCACGAUUGGAUGA
Molecule: messenger RNA, 372 nt
Organism: Botrytis deweyae
Lineage: Eukaryota; Fungi; Ascomycota; Leotiomycetes; Helotiales; Sclerotiniaceae
Exons: 2
Coding region: 1-372 (123 amino acids)
Biological process (GO): regulation of DNA-templated transcription
Molecular function (GO): DNA-binding transcription factor activity, RNA polymerase II-specific; zinc ion binding
Source: RefSeq, a predicted model, not a curated record